CGCUAUUAAGGGGACUCUACUAAUAUGACCGAGUUCAAGGCGAACAAGUAUGCCUUUUCUUUGCCCUAGAUUUACAACAGGAAUUAGCCUAGAACUAGAAUUCUAGAAUUAGACCUAGUUCUAGGAGUUAUUUGACUUGGACUUGUGCUUGUUCGCUUUCCCCCCCGCUGUUCUAAUUUUGAAUCAUACAUCUCAAUCAUCUUAUCCGGCUAGUGUCUUGACCCGCGACUUCUGACAGCAGCCAUCAUGGGGUCCACGAAUAAUUCUACCGACCAAACAACCCUCGAGUGGUUCGGCGCCACCACCUUUCGGCUUCGUACCAGAGGCGUCACCAUCUUUCUGGAUACAUGGUUGGACAAGCCCUCCGUCAUGCCCAAGUACCUUGCGGUGGAUGACGUGACAGAGGCAGACUACAUCUUCAUCUCCCAUGCCCACUUUGACCACCUCCCCGGAGCCGACCGCAUCGCCAUAAAAACAGGCGCCACUGUCAUAGCCAACGGCGAGGCCAUCAACUGCCUGCGGAAUGCCGGCGUCCCAGAGGAGCAGCUCAUCCCCGUUGCCGGCGGCGAGCGGAUACCUCUCUUCACGCGGGCGGUCCGCGAGCAGGCGCGACAGGAUCCGUCCCUACGAGCCAAGGGGUUCCCGGGCGCGCCCAUCUUCCCGCUGCACACGCUGGCGGCGCUCGCGGUGCACGUGUGGCCCUCUCUCCACUGCCUGAUGCCCGCGGACCACCCCGACGUCAUCGACACCGCCACCGUGUACACCGGCUCGGCGACCCCCUACAGCUGCUCCCUGGACAUCACCUUUGGCAUGAAGCACGGCCUCCUGCGUCUGGGCGAGCUCGUCCCGCCCGAGAAGCUGCACGAUGGUCAACGCUCGUUUAUAGAGUAUGUUUCCGACCGGAAGCGCAACGUGUUUUCCCACUGCGACGGCGGCCAGUUGAUGUUCAACUUCCUGAUCGGGGACAAGGCGCUGCUCUGGAGUGCCCACCUGGGCGCCUACGAAGGGAUCAUGAAGGACAUGCAGCCCAAGCCGGACGUGGCCAUCCUGGCCAUUGCGGGACGGGCAAACCUGAACGGACGGCCAUUUGACGGUUCGGCGGCUCAAUUCGCUGUAAAGGAGGUCGAGUGGCUGGGGAGUCCGUCCAAGGUCAUCUGGGCUCUACAUGACGAGACGUAAGUGCCAUCUUCCAAAACACCACAAAAUCACGUCGCACUACUGACUGACUGACUGACUUGUCUUGAUCACCUGCAUUGCUCCGUUCCGAAUUGACACGGCAGCAGCUACCGCCGCGGUGGAAGAAUCGACCGGAUCCAAGAUUUUGGAUUUGAAGCCCGCGGAGGUGACCGUGUUGGACUUGUAGCAUUAGCAUCUUACAAACUAUGAGGUUGCGGCGGUGUGCUGGACACCUAACCGUACGUAUGAGGUUCUCAUAGAUCGUAAAGAGUGCGAGAAACAGAAAUGGCUCCACGGAGAAGAUGUAUAGCAGUAAGGUUAUGGGUUAAUUCGAGU
This is a messenger RNA of Pyricularia oryzae 70-15, 1512 nucleotides long. RefSeq lists its product as uncharacterized. Bases 247 to 1179 code for a protein of 310 amino acids. The record is from RefSeq and is a predicted model, not a curated record. The transcript has 3 exons. NCBI's taxonomy places the organism in Eukaryota, Fungi, Ascomycota, Sordariomycetes, Magnaporthales, Pyriculariaceae.